Messenger RNA from Rosa rugosa (rugosa rose), 2397 nucleotides. RefSeq names its product heat shock cognate 70 kDa protein-like. The coding region runs from base 128 to 1699 and encodes 523 amino acids. The record is from RefSeq and is a predicted model, not a curated record. The transcript has 2 exons. NCBI's taxonomy places the organism in Eukaryota, Viridiplantae, Streptophyta, Magnoliopsida, Rosales, Rosaceae. Gene Ontology annotation, biological process: cellular response to unfolded protein; protein refolding. Gene Ontology annotation, molecular function: ATP hydrolysis activity; heat shock protein binding; ATP binding. Gene Ontology annotation, cellular component: cytoplasm.
UUGCCUACUAUCCCCAACUAUAGAUACUGGAAAUAUUCCCCAAUAUUAACACAGUUGAAUACAAUUGACGAUUUUAGUUUUCUCUUCCGAUGGUAUUCUUCUUCCAGUUUCCUCUGCUCUGUUGAGAAUGUCCGGAAAAGAAAUGGGUCAUGCAAUAGGGAUUGACCUGGGGACGACUUACUCGUGCGUGGCGGUUUGGCAGCACGAACAUGUAGAAAUCAUAGUGAACGAUCAGGGAAACAGGACUACUCCAUCUUAUGUUGCCUUCACUGAUACUGAGAAAUUGAUCGGCGAUGCAGCGUUUAACCAGAUCAUCAAAAAUCCCACCAAUUCCGUAUUUGAUGCAAAGCGCUUGAUUGGUAGGAGAUUCAGUGAUACCUCUGUUCAAAAUGAUAUGAAGCUCUGGCCAUUCAAGGUCAUUGAAGGUGCUAAUGACAAGCCAAUGAUCAUGGUUACACACCAGGGCGAAGAGAAACAAUUUUCUGCUGAAGAAAUCUCAUCUAUGGUUCUCACAAAGAUGCGAGAGAUAGCUGAAAAGUAUCUGGACUCAACUGUGGAAAAUGCAGUUAUAACUGUCCCCGCUUACUUCAAUAACUCACAGCGUGAGGCAACAAAAAAUGCUGGAGUCAAUGCAGGUUUAAAGGUGAUGCGCAUUAUCAAUGAACCGACAGCUGCGGCCAUUGCUUAUGGCCUUGAGAAACAGGCUGGUUGGUACGGGAAGAGAAAUGUGAUGAUAUUCGAUUUGGGUGGUGGCACAUUAGAUGUAUCACUACUUACCAUAGGGGAUGGUGUCUUUGAAGUGAAGGCCACUGCUGGAGACACACAUCUUGGAGGUGAAGACAUCGAUAACAAUAUGGUAAACUAUUGUGUUGAUCAAUUCAAGGCAAAGCAUAAUUUGGAUGUCAGUGAAAAUCCCAAGGCUCUUAGGAGGUUAAGAAAUGCUUGUGAGAAGGCAAAAAGGAGACUUUCAUUUACGUCCACGAUUGACCUUGAAGUUGACUGCUUAGAUCGAGGUACUGAUUUCUUUAUCACAAUUACUCGUGCCAAAUUUGAACAAAUGAACAUGGAUUUCUUCAACAAAUGUAUGGAGCCGGUGAACAAGUGUUUGAGGGAUGCUGAUAUAGAGAUAAGUAAUGUUCAUGACGUUGUUCUUGCUGGUGGCUCUUCUAGAAUUCCCAAGGUGCAGGAACUAUUACGGAAUGUCUUCAAGGGGAAGAAGCUGUGCCAGAGUAUUAAUCCGGAUGAAGCCGUUGCACAUGGAGCUGCUGUUCAUGCUGCAGUCUUGAGUGGGAAAGGAGAUGGUAUACUUCAAGACUUCACUCUCUUAGAUGCUACCCCUGUCUCACUAGGAGUCGCGAUUGCAGGCAAUUUCAUGCGAAUUGUGAUUCCAAGAAACACCAAAGUUCCUGUAAUUAAGAACCGGACUUUUACUACUACGUGUGACAACCAAGUUAGUGUCCGCUGCCACAUUUAUGAGGGUGAGAGUGAAAGCACCUUAGAUAAUAACUUUCUGGGUGAAUUUCGGCUCCGCGAUAUUCCUCCAGCUCCUAGGGGUGUUCCUGACUUCGAUGUCUGCUUCAAUAUCGAUGCAAAUGGUAUCUUGAGUGUUUCCGCUGAGGACAAGUCUACUGGUCAGAAGAAUGGGGUCACAAUCAACAGUAACAGAACAACUUUUGAGGGAAUUGAGAAGAUGAGCUAAGAGAUAAUCAUUUUGGUUUAUGAUUUGAUCUUCAACAGCUGUAGCAUUGUCAUUAAGUUUCGUACUUGAAUUUUUAAGCCUCUAUUUUGAGACAGUUCUGUUGUUUAAUGAUAGAAUAUCUGGGGAAGUGUAGUAGCUGAGGGACAGGGCUUUGCUUGUUUGAUAAUUUCUUCGUGAUGCUUCGUGAUCACAUACAUGCCAUUCAUCUCUGUUUGAACAUUGAACUUAAAUUAGUACUUAUGAGCUUCCUCAUCUAUUUCCUGUGGAAAUUCCUAAAUUGGAUGUCUGCUUUGAAAUUGAUGCAGACGGCAUCUUGAGUUUUUCCGCUGAGGAAAGGUCCUCUGGUAAGAAGAAAGGGAUCUCAAUUAUGAAUGCGAUCACAAAUCAACAGUAGCAGGACAACUUCUGACGCUGAGAAGUGAUCAUUUUGGUGUUAUAAUCAUAAUACAAGCGAGAUGAUCUAGAGCUAGCUGUCGCUUUAUGAUUAUGUUAAUUUCCACUGGUUGUGUCCUUCGAUGAUAGAUUUAAAUUCUGGGAAGUGAAGUAGCUGUGGAGGAGCUAGCCCUUUGCUUGGUUAGUACAUUGUUGGCACCUGAAUCCUGAUCAUACAUGUCCUUUAGUUUUCUCUUUUGCAAAACUGAUAUAUCUGGACCAACCUUAAACUUCAAAUCAAUAAUCAAAAGUUAAUUUCUUCAUCA